UUAGUUCACGAUUCACGAGUCUCUCGCCUCGCUCUCGCAUCCCUCACUCACAGAACUCACCACAGAAAUCGACUCUCGUUCUCGCCUCGCUCUCGAGUCUCGACUAUCGCCUGCUCACUGCCGUCGCCCGUCUGCCUCUCUCUUGUGAGUUGUGACUUGUGAGCCUAGGUACGGGAAAAGAGGUAGAGGAAAGUAAUUUGCUGCAGAAACUUUCAGAAGCUUGCAUUGUUGAUUUCUCUUAGAUUGACUCUUCAACUGCACAAGCAAUUGUUCCUACAUGUAUCAUCAUAGAGUUCCUUCGAAUUUGAAAAAUUGCAUAUCACAUUGACAAGGUUGAGGACAUGGAUGCUCAAGUUCAAACAAUUGAGGCGCGAUUGCAAUCUUUCCUUGGUCAACUCCAAUCGGAAUUAGGCGUGCUUGAUAGAAUUGUCCACAAAAAUAAGAACCAACAUCGCAGAAGCUCAUAUUUUCAGUACUUAUUGAAGGUGAGGAGAGACUCUAAGCUUCUUCAGUCAAUUAAUUUAGAGGAAAUUGUUAACUCCUCUUUUCUUGUCAUCAAUGGGAAUCGACCUAAGCAAAAGGUGCAACUCUUGGAAAGUUUGAAGAGAAGAAAAUGUGAUGGUGGCAAACAUAAUUUUCUGGCGCGACUUGAGGGUGCCGCACGUCUACUUUCACAGAUGGUUGAGCCAAUGCUGAAGGCAGCUAUAGAGAUAUCUACUUUGCUUGCUAGAUCCUUUUUUAUGGGAUUUUCCAUGACUGUCUUGGCUCUGCUUUCACGUCUUCGAGUUUUGACUCAGCAAAUAUUACUCGAUGUUGUCUCAGUAUUCAACAUGGUCUCUACACUCUCUCAUAAGCAGCAGUCCAUCAAACUAAACCAACAAGGAAUUGAGGUCUUUAGAGAAUAUUACCCAACAAAUGAACAAGCUGUGUUUCUGGAGUGUGUAUGGGAAACUGAUAAGUUCGUUUUAUUGGAAAGGAAGAGUGAACCAGAGAUAAUAAAGGAUGAUGUCAUAUUUCAAGGUUCAUCUACAGUACAGUAUCAAACUGUUGAAACUAUUCUUGGAGAAAAUAAAUCGGUGGAUAGAAUAGUGGACAAGACUUCUGAAGAAGACAAGACGGGCAAUCUUUCUUCAAUGGACGGUGUUACCAACGAUUGCAAACAAGUUGAUCAAAGUGAUGCAAAAGAUGAUUGGGGGGAGAACCUAGAACAUGAACAGACUAUGAAUUCUAGUUUGAUAGUUCAUCCAAAUGAUCCUUGUAAACCUGAAUUAAAGAAAAAAGUGGCAUUCAUAACUGUGAAGACACCAAUACCUUCAAAAGGUAAUGACACAGGGCUGCCAAUAAAGCAAAUAGAUACUGAGAAAGAAGAUCCAUUCUUUAGUUUGCUGACUGGGGGGAGCCAGAAGGAUAGUAUUUUCUGACAAAUUGGUGAGAUUUUUGUUUGAAGUAGUUGAAAUUUAGUAAAUAUUUCACUUCAAAAACUUAAAAUUAUCAAAAACUUAAUAUACAGUUUCAUUUUACCCUCGAGUCCAUGUUAUAUCAUACAACGAUUUGUUUUAUUCUAAUUAUGUUUGGGAAUUAGAUAGUCGCGUUUAGAAUUCUGUUUGGGUAAAUGUUAUGUAUUUCUUGAUUAGAGUUUGUUUUAAUUUGAAGGAGUUAUGAAUGGUCUACUAUUUUGUAAA
Cynara cardunculus var. scolymus (artichoke) is the source of this 1682-nucleotide messenger RNA. RefSeq lists its product as uncharacterized. The transcript has 11 exons. The record is from RefSeq and is a predicted model, not a curated record. Lineage: Eukaryota; Viridiplantae; Streptophyta; Magnoliopsida; Asterales; Asteraceae. Bases 342 to 1421 code for a protein of 359 amino acids.